CCAUUUGACCAGCCGUCUGUCGACCUCAUCCUUCGCUCGUCGGACCGCGUCGACUUUUACGUCCAUCGCAACAUCCUUGCCCAAGCGUCACCUGUGUUCGCGGACAUGCGCUCAAUCCCCCAACCCUCCCCAAUCUCGCAGGAAGAAGCAUUCGAUCCCCCCAUUGUAAAUGUCUCCGAGGACGAGAAGACCCUACGCCGACUGCUCUUCCUCUGCUAUCCCCUGAAGAAACCCGACAUCGAGUCAUUGAGGGACGUCGAGCUGGUCCUGACGGCAGCUAUCAAGUACGAUAUGGAGUGGCCCAUCUCCUCCCUUUCGGAUCGUCUUCAGUCUUCCGCAAACGAACAUCCCCUGCAAGUGUGGGCAAUCGCGUGCCGAGCAAGCCUCGAAGGCAUCGCCCAAAACGCCGCGGCGAAAAUGAAGGCACCUCGGCCUAGUACAACCACCAUGGAGACGAGUCUCAAAACUUUGAUUGGGGCGGAUGGGCUGGGUGUUCUCGAAGGGAUCAGUGCGGGAGUCUACUUCCGCCUGCGCGAGUACCUGAGCUCC
Molecule: messenger RNA, 549 nt
Organism: Epithele typhae
Lineage: Eukaryota; Fungi; Basidiomycota; Agaricomycetes; Polyporales; Epitheliaceae
Exons: 1
Molecular function (GO): protein binding
Source: RefSeq, a predicted model, not a curated record